AUGAGAAAUAAACAUCAUUACGUGUUUCUGGUGGUAUUGGCAUCUUUUUAUGUGGUCUCAUCACGUAAGAUUUAUGUUUUAAAUCGAUGACUUAAAUCUAAUUAUAUGCAGAGCAAUGCGAACGGACACCAGUAAAAGUUUUGGUCGUAUUUGACAUUACUUUGGGCGAUGGGAAGGUGUUUUCUUCCAAAAAAGGUAUCACAGAAGAGGUUUUACGUCACAUAGAUGCCGUGGGAAAGGGUCGCGAGAUUAAUUACGGAUUCAUUGCAUAUCAUUCACAUGCAGUUGUGCUGUCAUCCCUAAAGUCCAACAAAAGCAAAUCCUUGGAUGUUGUAUGUGAGGAUGCCCAAUAUGUCAAUUUUAGAUUAUUUCCCAUAUUAAUGGUAUCAGACCUCGGCCGGGUUUCAAGAGUUCUGUAGGUAACAGCAUUAACGCAGCUGUGGACCAUAUUGCGCAACAAACAAACAUCGGCGGCCACAAUAUCAUCAUUCUGGUAUCGAAUGGUGAUGAAAGCGAGGAGGUGGACAAUCUUGUUAUGGCUGUGUAAGAUUACAGAAAAUUAUGACACACCCCUUUAGAAAGAGACUGUGGUCGUUGAAUAUUGAGCUGUUUGCCAUUACUGAUCCGUCGUCUCUCUAUUUGUCAACAUUACUCGCCAAGAAUCGGAAGAAUGUUUUCUCUGCGCCCUCUGAUUUCCCGCAUCUUCUGAAAGCGAUAGAUUCUUCAAUCAAAACUUGUCUUGAGGAUGUACAACCAAAUGGGCUUCAAAGGAUUCCUUAUUUUGAAACAAGUGCUCCCCUCCGAUCCAAAUUAUUACCCGAAAGUUAUGGCGCUCAUUGUGGCCCAGAACUUAAAGUCACAUUUUUAAAUAUUCUAGGAAAUGCCAAAGACAAAGUGUCCACUUUCUUCACCGAUUUCCUUGGCAAUCGAGGUGUAAAUGUAGGGGUGACUAAAAACAUCAUGAAUUGUUUAGAUCGUGACAGUCAGUUCUGCUUCCGAAAGCAUUGCGCACAUAAUACAAGAUGAAGUGGACCAUCUAAAAGAAUGGAAGGGACAAAAAAUAUUGAUAAUCUUUAAUCAGAAGACGACCCGCUCUUCUUGGGGUGAGAUAUUGGAGACGUAUCACGCUCUCGAGGCGAAUAACAUUUUGACGAUCAUCGGAAACCCGUAUAGAUCUCUGGAAAAUGAAAUGAAGAUUUAUGCUGGCAAAAAAGGCUUCGUUAUUUUCGAAACUGAGAAGUAAGCAGUAAAAAAUUAAUUACAAUUUCAUCAGAUUCCUCUCAACUGUAGUCGGAUACACGGAAAAAUGCGCAAAAAACAAAAAUUCAGCAGGUUCCAAAAACGGCAAUGACAACAGGUUUACAAAACAAGCUACCUCUACAACUACAGUGACUGCGAUACCUAAAGCAACAGCAGAACUUUCAACAUCAACCCUUGUGACUAAUCGAGAAACUACGACGAUUACGCAGGCCUUAGAAGUGCAAGGUUCUACUAUAAGUUCUGCCGUCAGUAGUACUGAAGAAGACUUGGGGUUUGAUGACAUUCAGGAAUGUAAUCACGGUGAGUGUCACAUUGCUGCCUACCUAUCGUGAUUUUUCUCAGAAACCGAUAUCCUUGUUCUACUGGACCCGAAUAUAAAUAGUAUCGCGGAAUUUGAGAAAAGGCGGAACAUUUUAUUGGAGUUGACCAUCUCAUUGCCAAAAAGAUUUAAAUUGGCGAUUUCAAAUCUGGACAAAGGAUUUACCAACGGCAAAGAGCUUCUGUUGUCAUACAUUAGCGGCUUAAAAUUGGAAGAAGUGAAGAACUCAGAUCCCAUCACUUUGCUGGGUCAAUUACCCGAUUCGUCGUCAGUUAUCUACAUCGAUGGAUCGGAUCAGAGUUUAUUGACCUCUGGGUUCAAUCGAUUUGCGGAUUUCGCCGUGAUAACUUCAAAAAAACGUGUCCAGUUGUUUCAAGAAAAGUACAAAACGUUCCAAUUCGACCUUAUAGAUGUAUGCUGAAAAUUUUUGAUACUUAUUCUAGCUGUCUUUUAGGCAUCUGGACCUAGAUUUUACACCUGGGCGUUUCGCUGUAUGGUCGCUUUAAAAAAACCGGAAAAUGUGGAGGUCAAGAGACAAAUCAAGAGUGCUGACAAUUCAAACAACAUCACGCCUGACUCCCACAACUCUAGUCCUGCAGAAAUUGAGCUUUUUAUUGAUAGUAAUAACGAUACAGAAUGUCGCACAGAUGUCAUCUUUGUGUUAGAUACAUCUCAGAGUGUGGAAGCCCGGUUUCAAGAUCAACUUCAAGUUAUUGCCGAUUUUGUAAGCAACUUUGUGCUGCUUUAUGGAAAAAUUACAAGUUGUGCACUUGAUUUUUUUAGAUUGCCAGUGCGCCGCAGUCAGACUUUGAAAGUAGAGUCAAAGUAGGGCUCGUUACUUUCAACAAUGAGGCCAAGACCAUACUGGAUUUAUCUCAGUUCAGAACAAAGGAGGUCAUUGUGAAUACUGUGUUGAGUAUCGAGCAUACUGGAGGCCCCACUUCUUUAGUAAAAGGAGUCGAAGAAGUUCUCAAUCUAAUCAAAUUAACGCAAGAUUUGGCACGCAGAUUGACGAUAGUACUUGUGUCUGAUGGCAAUAGCCAAGAUGAAUGGAGUAAAGUGUUAUCUACUUCAAAUUCCCUCCGUCAGAUAAAGGGAGAGGUAUUUACCGUUGCAGUAAGCAACGAUUACUUCUUACGGUGGGUAAUUUUAACAGAAAUACUUCUUUGGAUUUAAAACUCUUCCUUUAAAUGAAAAUAACUGUAUGCUUCGUUUAGAGAACUCGAACUGUACGCGGGGAAUAAAGACAGGGUUUACGUGGAAGGGCGAUUACCUCAAUUCUUAUCCGCCCUCAAGGGCUCAUCUAUUAUAUGUGAAUCGAAGAAGGAAAACAUUAUUCCACAAAAUAUUGCCUCUAAAUGUAAUGGUGACCCUAUUGAUUUAGUUUUUAUUGUGGACACGGCAUCAACCGAUUUUCUUUCUCUGAAGAAUUCAAUUAAAGAAUUGAUCAACAGCAUUGAAGGAGUCGGAGUAAGUACCUGCCAGAAAAGUAAUCUUUUCUUUUUACAGUCAAGGAUUCGCAUUGCUCUCUCAAAGGCGGACAGAGAAACUGGGCUGGUCCUUGGAUUUCGAGAAGGGAUCACAAAUUCUGACGUCACCUUCGAAAUCGAGAAAUUGUCUCCGUCAUUACAGACUUCACUUGUAUCUGCCGUUAACUUGGCAGUUAACGAGUUACUUCGAUCCAAACGAGGCGCACGAAAGAUAGUCAUCGUUGUAUCAAAUGGCAGUAGCAUCGAUCAAGAAAGCGAAGUGACAACAACGUCUAUGAGACUUAAAGAUAUCUCAGACAAAAUAUACGUAUAUAAUCCUGAUGGAAAAGUAGAUCUAUUAAAGUCCUACAUCAACCAACCAGAGGGACUUGUAACCUCAAUAAAUCGGGUCAAGACGGUAAGCCCUAAAAAAAGUAUUAAUUUUUUCAGGAACUUCAAAAAGAUUUGCAGUGUAAAGAAAGGUAAGAAAAUCAUCGAUAUUAAUGAAAUAAAUGUAGUGUGAAAGCCAAACCAAGUGAGGACACCUCCCCCGAACUCGAAUCCAAAGACAUAGUUAUACCGUUAACAGAAAAACCAAUAUUUGAACAUAACGAGUAAGUAUUUUACCGUGAAUAUUGCUUGUACCUUUAUGUCAUCAAAAGACUGCGAUUUAGGUGUGCCAAAAACAAGAUGGAUUUGAUUGUAAUUCUCGACGCCUCCACCUCUCGGGAGAAUGUGUUUGAACAUCAGAGAGAACUAGCUCUCAGUCUCAUAGAAAGACUUCCUAUAUCCAAGUUCGACACACAUGUUGCCACAGGAAUUAACAGCUUCAACGAAGAAGCAACACUUGGGCAAACUUUAUCUUUUGGUCGGGAUCGUGACGUAAGAUGCCUAAACCCAAAUUCUAUAAUUACAUCCAGAUGGUCCGCCAAUCUAUCGAACAGAUCAAUUAUGUUGGAGGAAGCACAUAUACCUCGAAAGCUGUCAAUCUUGCCAUCGAUGACCUUGAACGGAAUGGGCGUAAGGAUGCAACGAAGGUGAUCGUGUUGAUGAAUGAUGGCAUGUCUCAGGAUCCAUGGGAAUUAGUUGUCCAGACCAGUAAAAGACUCGCCGAAUCCGGGGCUGUUCGGUUUGGAGUGGCGUUGGGGCAGGAGGUGGAUUUGAGGGAAUUACAACUCUAUGCGGGCGGCUUAGACCGAAUUUAUAGAGAUGGAUCAACUGAAAAGUAUGUUGCGUAACGUCCUAAAAACCAUUUAAAGAUUCCUUCAUGAUGUUGUCAGCCUUCUAAAUAAAACAAAUUGUGGACUCCAGCAAGACCCAUCUUCAAUUACUGAACUCUCCGAAAAUGAAUUACUUACGAACACUCAGUCAUGUCAAAGAGACAUCGAUAUUGUAAUCUUUCUGGACAAUUCGGGCGGUCGUCUAAACACAACCAGAUAUCUAGCCCUGGAUAUUAUUGGUCAGCUACAACCUAUUAUUACGUAGAAUUAUAUUUUUUUUAGGUUCAUUGCCAAUGAAUGACCACGUGAAGGUGUCUUUGGUAUCUUUUGCUGGCAAGCCAAUUAUCGUUCAUGGCUUGAAAGAUGAUAACUCUAAGAACAAUCUAUUCAAAAUCGUGGAUCAGCUACGAACUGGCGUCGGAGACCCCAAUUAUGUGGCGGCGCUGGAAAGGGGACUCGAAUAUUUUAAAGCGAAUCGGAGGCCAGAUGUUCCUGGCUUAUUCUUGAUUAUUGGGGACGGGAACGCGACCAAUCAAGAAGCCGAGUUGCAGAGCCUUCAAAUCCGGCUCAAAGCGGUAAAUAAAAUAAAUCACUUUAAUUGCAUGAUCUGCAAGGUAUACAAGGAUUAUUUUCAGUCGCCUGAUCUUUCUGUGAUAUCAGUAAGUAAUGAGGAGCAUGUAAAUACAAAGAAGUUGGAGUAUCUGACGGGAUCAGAGGACAGAAUAUUCUCAUUUAAACAGAAUUCAAAUUUUACAACGGAGCUUAUGAAGAUUACCAAGGGCUUAAAUUGCGACAAAGCCAAGUCAACCUUGUUAUCGGAUACGUUAGAAGGAUCCGGUUUAGAAGAACAAGAGCUUCAACAAGAUGCGGCACUGCUGACAGAAGAUCCGUUUGGAGAUUCAAAGAUUUAUGACAAGAAAGGCAAACCUGACAUUACAGGUCUUCAAGUUUUGAAGCAACCCAUAAAACCAAAAUUUGAGGAUCCUAUGACGAAACAUGCUGUCACGGUGAGUGUAAUUGGAAAAUAUUUUUUGCUUUUAACACUAAAAAACCCGUUCUUGCCAAAUCAGGGUCCAGGUAGUAUGGGAAGUAUGACAUAGUAUUGUAAAAAAAUUUUAAUUUUUGAAAUGUUUAAAAUUUGUAGGAUUUUCGACCAUAAAAAAUCCAAAAAUGAGACCUGUUUUGCUCAAAAGUAGAUAUUAUACUCCCGGACAUAAAUUUUUGACCACCCAUAUCUUAAGUGAAUAUAACUGAAUCAUUUUGAAAUUUGGCAUGUGUACUAGUCAUGACAGGCAGAAUCUGUCACGGAAAACUGUUUUUCGUUUCUAUGUCCUUAGGCAAGUUAUGCAAAUUUUAUAAAAAUAGGUGGAUAAAACUUUCCGAUCACUUAAAGUAAUUAAAGUUUUCUCGGUCACUUUGAGUAGGCGACAUGGUUCAGUUGUCUCACAACACUAUUUAAGAACCUACAAGGACGGUAAGUAUACUAUUUAACAUCAAGUUAGGCGUGUGCCCUCAAGAAACUCGUAUCGUUGCAGCGCCCUUUUUCGUGUUAAAAUCAUGCUUUAAAUGACAACGCCGAUUUUUUUGUUUUAGAAAAGGUAUUAAGGGACUCAUUGGAGUUAGUAAUGCAUGAUCUUAAUAUCCUGCGAUGUGCAGUAUGCCACUAAUGCCUUAAACAAAUCACUUGGGAAUAAUUUAAAAAAUUAUCUCUAAAUAAUUAAUCAUAACUGCAGGCGUUUUUAUUAAAUCUGGCUGAAAAUUAUCUACAGUACUCUUUGAUAAAUACGUAGUAAAGAACGCAGGGUUACAGGAUCCCGCAAUUUUUUAUCUCCCGCGGGACAUCCGUGUUUCUUCUAGCUGCCCGCAGUGUGUCAUUUUGAAAAAUUCUGUCAAAUUAACAGCCCUACUUUUAACAGUACUACCUAGAAAGGAAGUACUUCUAUGUGGUAUGGACAGGUCGCGAUAUAUACUAAAAAAUCGCAAAAUUUUUCUGAUUCAGAACGUAGUAAGUAUUGUUAAGUAAUAAUUUUAAAAUUUUUUUCUACAAAUACUUGAUACCCAAACUAACUGUCCCUGACCCGAAGCGUCGCGACGCGUCAGUUAGUACUAUAUAGUACAAUAAAGAGAAAAACUUAACAUGUGUUUCGAAAUCAGCACCCUCGAAAACUCCUCAAUCGAAUAUUUUUAAAAACCCGACUUUUCGGGUCGACGACAGUUCGGGUCAACACAAAUAUGGGGGCGUACCCGAACCCGGCCUCUCGGGUAUUUGGGUAUAUCCCGGGAAUAUACCCCGGGAGUAUACCAAGUCCGAACCCUACCCAGAGUUAUUGAAACAUAUAAGGCGCGUGCGUUCUACUUCUCUUCGGACUUCCUCGCAGAAAACCCGAAUUUCUUGUCUGUGGGCCCGCUAGACAAGAAACGCGCAAUUCUUGUCUAAAAUUGCGUAACAUUGCGCAAUAUUGCGCAAUUUUCUGCUCUCUCCCCGUGAAGAUUUUUUUCUUUUUUUCUCUGCUCAGCCAAGAAUUGCACAUUUCUUGUCUAGCGGGCCCACAGACAAGAAAUGCGGGUUUUCUGCGAGGAAGUCCGAAGAGAAGUAGAACGCACGCGCCUUAUAUAAAGGACAGAGACCCCCGAAUCGGGGGUCUCCUUCGACGCGGGGUCUCUUUCGAAGGAAACCAAGUUUUGAAAUAUUUUUACAUUUUCCGAAUCAAAAAAAUUUUGUGAUUUUUUUUCUCAGAAGUACUUUUCUCGUUAAGAAAAAAGUAAGAUCAGAAAAGAUGAACAUCAGCAUGCUCCAAAAUCCCUAAAUUAAAGAAACAAAAAACUCAGCGGUCAUUAUUUGGGUCAUUAUCGAUGACUUUCAAUGGGCUCAUCCAAACUUACACCACCCAACUAUGCGUCACGGAUUAUUUCUCGACGCCCUCUCAGAUACCUUUUUUGAACCUUUUUGUAUAACUACAGUAGCCCAUUUUCACUUCAAUCAAGUAACAUAAAUGCAAGCCGACCGAUUCUUGUGCUUUUGGAAUGGCUUUGUAAUUUGAAACUAGUAAUUUUUAACGUGACUUGCCGUAUCACUGUAAGAUAUUGUACUUGAAAGAUGUGCGAAAUCAAAUUAAACCACUAUUUUAUACGAAAUCAGGAGGAACUAGACUGCCUGUACCGCAGUUCGGCUCAAACGGGUUUUUGGGGGUUAACACGUUUAUAUUAAUUUUAUGUUUAAAGUAUUUGUAUAUUUUUCAAAAUCAGACUACUCUCCCAACCGAGCCAACAUCAACAUUUUCUUCUCCUCUCAACCAGGGAGAAUGUGCCUAUGAUGUGCUUUUACUCAUCGACUCAUCUGGAUCGGUUGUUGAGACGUUUGAAAGAGAAAAGAGACUGGCCUUGGACAUUCUAGGCCAUCUGCCUAUUAGUCCGAUGAAUGUUCGGGUUGCUAUUAUUAAAUUCUCUUCCCCGUCCAAAGUCCGGACGUUGCAUGGCUUUAACUCUGUACAGACUAAAGCUCAUGUUCUUAAAAAACUGGAAACGAUUCGAAUGAGUAGUGGUACCACCGCGAUUCAUAGUGCACUGCAGCAUGCCGUAAAUGAAUAUUCCACAUCGAACGGAGCCCGAUCCACUAAAGCGACGCCUUUAGUCAUCGUUUUUACUGAUGGAUUCGGAAAUAAAGACUUUCUGAAAGAAGCCACCGCUCUCCGCAGUCAAGUGCCAGAUUUGUUUGCCGUUGCUAUUAACCAUGAGGUCAGUUAGGGAUGUAAUCUUACUCUUGUUUUCAGUUCCCCAUUAGUCGGCGCGGAUUAGUUGCCAUUACCGGAAGCACCAAUAAAGUGUUUACAGAGAAGAGUAUCGAUAAACUCCAUUCCCUGCUUCGGCUAAAGUUGAAAUAUUGCUGGUUAUGA
Bursaphelenchus xylophilus (pine wood nematode) is the source of this 8161-nucleotide messenger RNA. NCBI's taxonomy places the organism in Eukaryota, Metazoa, Nematoda, Chromadorea, Rhabditida, Aphelenchoididae. The record is from the annotation of a GenBank genome assembly.